CUUAAAAGUUCGUCGUGUUGUGUAAGUCACUGAUAGUGAUAAGUUCGGUUCCCAUUCUAAUAAACAAUUGUUUGCUGUUUACGUGUUUUUAGAAAAAUACCGGUAAUAUGCCUGCUAAUGAAAAGGAUCAGCCAAAACGCCAAGGUAAAACACCUUAUCAAGGCAAGAAAAGAUGUUUUGGUCAUUACAAAUGUCCACAGUGCAAUAAAAACUGGAUGUCAGCUUAUUCUUGGGCUAAUAUGGGACAGGAAUGUAUGGAAUGUCGUAUUAACGUAUUUCCUUUCCUUCAAAGACCUUUAAAAAAGCGCAGUCGUCCUGCCGUUUUUGAUAAGGAUAAAAGUCAUAAGAAAGAGCUGUGCGAUAAAUGUAAACAACUAGGACAUAGUUGCGUCAGAAUAAGGAGCCCUUAAAAUAUUGUUUUGUUUGAUUUUUAGUUUUGCAUUGUUUGGUUUUAGUUCUGCUUUUUUAUUAUAAAUGAAAUAAUGUUUUUCAUGAAAUGA
Messenger RNA from Psylliodes chrysocephalus, 500 nucleotides. Lineage: Eukaryota; Metazoa; Arthropoda; Insecta; Coleoptera; Chrysomelidae. The record is from the annotation of a GenBank genome assembly.